Messenger RNA from Engraulis encrasicolus (European anchovy), 3032 nucleotides. It is a transcript of the gene glsl, whose product is annotated as glutaminase like. The record is from RefSeq and is a predicted model, not a curated record. The transcript is spliced from 21 exons. Gene Ontology annotation, molecular function: protein binding; glutaminase activity. Gene Ontology annotation, biological process: L-glutamine catabolic process. The coding region runs from base 517 to 2490 and encodes 657 amino acids. NCBI's taxonomy places the organism in Eukaryota, Metazoa, Chordata, Actinopteri, Clupeiformes, Engraulidae.
AGGUAACGGGUUGUCAUCAAUUGCCUAGCAUACUGCAUGCAGUAAUGCACUGCAGUAGUUCUGCAGUUGUUGUAGCCUGCCCGACCUUUGUGAGAUGUCAUGUCAGUUCAUUAUGUCAAAUUAUAUGUCUCACCUCCAGGCUACAUAAGGCUACCUAGUAUCGCACACAUGAUUGUUGAUGAGAGUCUCUCGAGGCAUAGCCCCCCCUUAUGGGGUUCUCCAGAUGUGGAGUAGCCUAAAAGUCCCUCCCCGUCAUCAAACAUCUCCUCUUUCACUCCGUCCCAUUCAUUCAGAAAGGCUGCUGCUGCAAGUGCCCACACGUUGAAGCCUUCACAGACAAACACUGCCUUGAGAAACAAGCAAGCAGGGGUUGCUGCCAUAUGAAGCACUUUCCCCUUUCUGAAGGCUCUAAUUAUGUCUAAAACAGACACAGCUUUCUGUUCAGGUCUACAGAAUAGGUCUGCUGCUGUAUGAUCACUGGAUAUUUCAGGGAGUUCAUCCACUCUUUCAAAAAACAUGGAAAACAAUCAAAGUCAAGACACAGAGGAAAAUCCUUAUCUUUGCUUCCAGAGGACCCCAUCUCUCCGUCGCAAAUGGCGCAAACGUUACGGUGGACUGGAUGGCAACAAACUCCUGGAGCCAAACAAGGAGGAGGACGUGAAAGAAAAUGGUGGAAUAACAGACGGCCACUUGGAGAGGAGCCUUAGCCCAGCAAAAGGAGAUGAAAGCCAGGAAGCCCCCGUAAAUGUUCCACAUCCUUUGCCAAGGAACUCUUUUCAGUCUCAAAGACCCGUCAGCUUUGUCAGUCCAGGAUCAACAGGCCUGCCGUGUUUUAUUGGCAAUGGCAGCCAGAAGCCUCCUCUGCCCCAAGGUGACCUGGAGAGACAUUCGCCGUCCCCCCAGCCCUGGCACAGUCCCAGCAGGCUCCCAGACACCCAGCAGGCACCGCAGAAGAGAAAAGGAGCUGCUGAUGUCCUCUUUGAUAGCUUUGCUUCUGGUGGAAGAGUUAACACAAAUCACUUUUUUGAGCCUAUGUGGACUUCUGGCAUACAGAGAAAUGACCCCCGGAUUAAAGACUGCUAUAUUCUUAUGAGAAAGCUGCAGGACUCCGAUGGAACAGUUGACAGGAACACAUUUCAGAGGUGUGUGACAGGCUUCGUAUCGUUUAUCCUGAAAGCGCUGCAAGGGAGGUUUGUCAUCCCUGACUUUUUCACCUUCACAGAGGAAACACAAAAGCUCUUUGUGAAAUGCAAACAACUGUCCUCUGUAAAGGAGAGAGAUGCAGGGGGUGAAGACUUGGGGAAAUGGGGAGUCUCCAUUUGUACAGUGGAUGGACAGAGGUUGUCCCUGGGCGACUGGUCCGAGCCUUGUGUGUUGGGCGAGAUGUCCUGGCCCCUGGUCUACGGUCUGGCAGUGGACCAGCUGGGCUCAGGCUGCGUACACAGAUAUGUGGGUGUUGAGGAAUUCUCCAAAUUUGACUCGCCCUUUACCCUGACCAAACAAGGAGUGCCACAUAGUCCUCUAGUGGAGACCGGAGCAAUAAUAUGCACAUCCUUGCUGCAGUUAACAGUAAGGCCUGGGCCAGAGGAAGAGGAGAAAUAUGAGUCUGUUUUGAAUGUUAUCAGGAGACUAUGCAAUAAAGAACAUGCCAACUUAAACUGUAUAAGUUACCAAAGUCUGAGACAGGACAGCAUUCGCCUUCAUGCCUUGUCUUUUUACCUUCAAGAAAUGAAGUGCUUUGCAGAGUCUGUGGACAUCAAUGCCACUUUGGAUCUAAUGUUGCAGUGUUCAUCAACAGAAGUCACAUGUGAGUCAGGCGCUGCCAUGGCCGCCACGUUUGCCAACGGCGGCCUCUGUCCACUGUCAGGUGACCAAGUGCUGUCCCCCUCAGCAGUGCGCAAUACCUUAUCGAUGAUGCAAGUAGCCGGCAUGAACGAAUACUCCAGAAUAUUCCAUUUUAAGACUUCUGUUCCAGCCAAAUCCAGCAAGUCUGGUGGUGUGUUGAUAGUGGUCCCUGGCGUUCUGGGUCUCAUGGCCUGCUCGCCAGAUCUGGAUGCAUAUGGGAACUCCUGGAAAGCUGUGCAUUUCUGUGAGGAGCUGGUUUCUUCUUUCCAGCUGCACAGUUUUGACAUCAGGACCCCUUUCAGACAAGUGUUGUCAUACCGCCAGUGGAAAGUGGAAUCUGAGGGUUAUCAAAUAAUGAACAUCUUGCUUGCUACCUUCCGUGGAGAUCUGCCAUCUUUGCGCAGGUUCUUCCUGUCUGGAGCGGACAUGAAUGCGGUGGAUUAUGACGGGAGGUCGGCCCUGCAUGUGGCGGCUUCAGAAGGGCACCUGGAGGUCAUCACAUUCCUCAUGGAGAACACGGGGGCUAGCUGCUUGGUUAAAGACAGAUGGGGCAACACAGCACUGCAAGAGGCUGCACGAUGCAACCAGAGACCUGCAGCUCAACUUCUGAAGAAAUACCUCGAGCAAAGACAGGCCACCUCAUGACCACAGACUGGAUCUGAGGGUCAGUAAAGCAGAUGUUCAAGAAACGCUCAAAUCAUAAAGUCAUCUGUACAAUAACAGCACUCCCUGGAAAGUUGUUUGUUGGCAAUGGAUGACCAAGUUUGGAAUUAUAUCAGUGAUCUGCAAAACAUUGCAUGCUUCAGAUGACAAUGAGCAUGAAACUUUCAUACAUUACAGCGGAGUUUGAAAGUUCAAUUAGUAUGGACUGGUGCUAUGGUAGCCAACAUGUCAAAAAUAUUUCGGUUACAAAAAAUAAUGUUGACACUACAUGAACAGACUGAAACAAAAUAUCUGGCAUAUUUGUUAAUGUUUACUUCAGGUAUUGUUCAUCUACUUUAAUAUAACGGUUAUGCAUUUUUGUUUAAAAGAGCAAGGCCAGUAUGUUAGUCUCAGUUUACUGUAUUAUGGCAAUAAUAUAACCAAUGGCUUUGUGCUUGCCUGUAAUGACCCAAUAACAUUUUGGCAAUGUUUGGAUCUGAGAUUGUUUUUGUGAGAUUUUUUUAGAUGACUUUAAAUACAGAUGU